Pundamilia nyererei is the source of this 979-nucleotide messenger RNA. RefSeq lists its product as uncharacterized. Lineage: Eukaryota; Metazoa; Chordata; Actinopteri; Cichliformes; Cichlidae. The transcript has 6 exons. The record is from RefSeq and is a predicted model, not a curated record. Bases 107 to 979 code for a protein of 290 amino acids.
UUUCUCAGGAAACAUCGCAACACAACUUAAUUUUUCGCUGGGAUGUCGAGCUGUGAUACCGUGUCAGCAUUACAUCCAUCGAUCAGACUCUUUCAAAUGGUUUUACAUGAAGGACCAUAGCAGUAAGCAGGUUCAGUUAUUCUUCCGAAAUAAGAGGGGAAUCCUAUAUCAUCAAAUGUCCAAUCCCAAAUUGAGAAUUGGAUCCAAUCAUUCCUUGCUCAUCAGCUCUUUUACCGAGGAGGAUGAAGGUGUGUACUGGUGUGAAACUUGCCAAGAAACAUGCCAAAAGUCCACUGACAUCAUAGUGAAGAAAGAGACGUGGAAAGACGUCAAUGAGACAGUUUACUUUGUUGCUGGCAGCAGUUUUCAGCACACAUGUUCAAGUGAACUUGAUAAAAUAAACUUUUGGACUUUUGAAGCAACGACUGCUGUUGGGAAAUCAGAAGUAAGAGCAACAACAGACAAUUUGACUUUCAACAAGUCUAUAUAUAUUGGAAAUGUCAGAAGAGAAGAUGCUGGGAAAUAUACCUGCUGGAUGAGUAGCUGUGUCGGACACAGUAUUAAGCGAGUCACUAUCAAUUUGUGUGUAGUUACAGUAUAUGACAGUAAGGAUUCAUCUGCAUCUUGCGCUGUGACGUGCAGCAUGAAAUCAAAUAAUCCAAACAGAACUUCAACCACAUCUGUGCCUGUACAUCCACACGGGUCCCUAAAGUGCAAUAUAGAUUCAGUGUUUGAUGGAUACACUACAGUUACUAAGAGUCCCACAUUUAGCACAAACGCAUUUAGCACAACAACAGGUUUUCAAAAAGAGCCUGAAGACUGGAUCCCACUUAUUUGUGGUAUAUCAGUAUCAUGUGUCAUUUUAAUGGCACUUUUAAUUUUCUGCUUGAAAUCAAGAUUACAUUCAGCAUUUCCUGUUCAAAUUUGUUGCUGUGGCUUGAAAAGCAGGGUAAGUGUCUGUGCUGACAUCGAGGUGUAA